GCUCCACCAACCCUUUCAAACUCGAGAGGCCAGAUACAAAUUAUGCCUACUUAAUUUUAAAGAGAAGGAAGGUGCCCACCAGCCACCAACGUACAACCAAAGCUGCGAAUUGUGAUAUUUAUAUAUAUUUUCCCACUGGCAAUAUUCCUCUACGGUCCCUUCCCUACAGUAAUUCAGCGGUUCCACCCUAGUCCUCCAGGUGUUGAGGAUACUAGCGUCAUUUAGGUACAACAUACUAAAGCAUAACCGUACAGAAUCCUACGCUACAGACUAGAGAGAGUGGUACUCUGGAAUUUGACCUGGGGCCGCCAAGCGGAAAUAAAGCAUUUCUAUUAAGUGUGUCUGCAUCGCAAAAAGGGAGUUGUAGAGAGAAGCUGAUAUGUUGGGAGUUUUGAGGAGAACAGUUGCCUGCCAAGGCAAUCAUGCUUGGGGUUUGGAGCAAGGACUUCGAGUGAUUGCAUCUAGGACUCUUUCUUCUUCAGCAAAGGAGACGAUGACAGUUCGUGAUGCUUUAAACUCGGCACUUGAUGAAGAGAUGUCAGCUGAUCCAAAAGUCUUUGUAAUGGGUGAAGAGGUGGGCGAGUAUCAGGGUGCAUAUAAGAUUACAAAAGGGCUUCUUGACAAGUAUGGUCCGGAGAGAGUAGUGGACACACCCAUCACUGAGGCCGGGUUUACUGGAAUUGGAGUUGGUGCAGCAUAUUACGGUCUAAGGCCUGUAAUUGAGUUCAUGACUUUUAACUUCUCAAUGCAGGCCAUUGAUCACAUUAUUAAUUCUGCUGCAAAAUCAAAUUACAUGUCCUCUGGUCAAAUAUCAGUGCCCAUUGUUUUCAGAGGCCCAAAUGGUGCUGCUGCUGGUGUAGGUGCUCAACAUUCUCAGUGCUAUGCAGCAUGGUUCGGUGCAUGCCCAGGUCUAAAGGUACUGACUCCUUAUUCAUCAGAAGACGCUCGUGGCCUGCUUAAGGCUGCAAUAAGGGAUCCAGAUCCCGUUGUCUUCCUGGAAAAUGAGCUGCUAUAUGGUGAAUCAUUUCCUGUUUCAGCUGAAGUCCUCGACUCUAGUUUCUGUCUUCCUAUUGGGAAAGCCAAGAUAGAACGUGAAGGAAAGGAUGUAACUAUCACUGCUUUCUCGAAGAUGGUCGGCUAUGCUCUUCAGGCUGCGGACAUUCUCGCAAAAGAUGGAAUCAGUGCUGAGGUGAUUAAUCUUCGCUCAAUCCGCCCUCUUGAUAGAGCCACAAUAAAUGCUUCGGUUAGGAAAACAAACAGGCUGGUGACUGUGGAGGAAGGAUUCCCUCAACAUGGUGUUGGUGCUGAGAUCUGCGCAUCUGUUCUUGAAGAUAGUUUUGAGUAUCUUGAUGCAGCUGUUGAGAGGAUUUCAGGAGCUGAUGUUCCUAUGCCCUAUGCUGCAAAUCUUGAGAGAAUGGCUGUCCCACAGAUUGAGGAUAUUGUCCGCGCAGCAAAGAGGACUUGUUACAGAUCAGCUGCUUUGGCUGCAACUGCUUAGAGCUAACAAGAGUGGAAUGCUUUCCCGCCUUUACAUACAUUACAUUUUUUAGAUACUUCUUUCCACCCUUUUCUGGAAUAAGUUCAUAUAGUCCACAUUACCAUAGAGGCUUAACAAGUCUACGUUGAAAGCCUUGUUGCUGAGGAGAGCUUCGUAUGCCUUUUUUGUGAUAAUUUCUUGGUACUCGCCAAACAUGGUAGUAAAUGAGCAAAUUCAAUCUUCUGCUAAA
Molecule: messenger RNA, 1727 nt
Organism: Salvia miltiorrhiza (redroot sage)
Lineage: Eukaryota; Viridiplantae; Streptophyta; Magnoliopsida; Lamiales; Lamiaceae
Product: pyruvate dehydrogenase E1 component subunit beta-1, mitochondrial-like
Exons: 15
Coding region: 380-1498 (372 amino acids)
Biological process (GO): pyruvate decarboxylation to acetyl-CoA
Molecular function (GO): pyruvate dehydrogenase (acetyl-transferring) activity
Source: RefSeq, a predicted model, not a curated record